AUGUUCGCCCGCCGCAUUGCCACCAACCUUCCCCGCGUCCGCGCUGCCCCCUUCCACAGCACCUCGCGCAACCUCGUCCAGAAGGGCGACGCCAUUCCCAACCUAGACGUCCUAGUCGAGAACUCUCCCGGCAACAAGAUCAACCUCGCCAAGGAGAUUAAGGGCAAGGCUGUUAUCAUUGGCACCCCCGCCGCCUUCAGCCCCGCCUGCUCUAGCACCCACGUCCCGGGAUACAUCAACCACCCCAAGCUGAAGGAGGCCGGUCAGGUCUUUGUCGUUUCCGUCAAUGAUCCCUUUGUGACCCAGGCUUGGGGCGUUUCCCUGGACCCCCAGGGCAAGAGCGGUGUCCGCUUCCUCGGCGACCCUACCGGCAAGUUCACCGAGGCUCUUGACCUGAGCUUCGACAGCGUUGCUAUCUUCGGUAACAACCGCAGCAAGCGCUAUGCUCUGCUGGUCGAGGAUGGAAAGGUCAAGGAGGCCUUUGUCGAGCCCGAUAACACUGGCGUUAACGUCUCGGCUGCUGAGAAGGUGCUCGGAUAA
Messenger RNA from Penicillium cataractarum, 540 nucleotides. RefSeq names its product peroxiredoxin family protein. Gene Ontology annotation, biological process: hydrogen peroxide catabolic process; cellular response to oxidative stress; cell redox homeostasis. The record is from RefSeq and is a predicted model, not a curated record. Gene Ontology annotation, molecular function: thioredoxin peroxidase activity. NCBI's taxonomy places the organism in Eukaryota, Fungi, Ascomycota, Eurotiomycetes, Eurotiales, Aspergillaceae. The coding region runs from base 1 to 540 and encodes 179 amino acids. Gene Ontology annotation, cellular component: cytoplasm; cytosol; mitochondrion. The transcript has 5 exons.